GUUCUCUCACGUCUUUUGUAAUUGAUCAUUUACUUACUCAGAAUCAUAUAACGGAGUAUCCAAAAGACAUUACAAAGUUGAUAGACACCGCUGCUUGGAUUCCUCCUAUUUGUGGUUUAUCUGCAAUUUUAGUAGGCUCCAUGUUUCCCUUAGCUGAUUAUUGGUUUAUGCGCAAGCCGCAAGAAUUUCAAAAAGAAUGGAGCAAUGCUAUGAG
Molecule: messenger RNA, 214 nt
Organism: Dentiscutata heterogama
Lineage: Eukaryota; Fungi; Glomeromycota; Glomeromycetes; Diversisporales; Gigasporaceae
Source: the annotation of a GenBank genome assembly